This is a messenger RNA of Osmia bicornis bicornis, 1181 nucleotides long. RefSeq names its product zinc finger protein 830. Gene Ontology annotation, molecular function: nucleic acid binding; zinc ion binding. Gene Ontology annotation, biological process: mitotic DNA damage checkpoint signaling; nuclear DNA replication; mitotic DNA replication checkpoint signaling. The record is from RefSeq and is a predicted model, not a curated record. Gene Ontology annotation, cellular component: spliceosomal complex; nucleus. Lineage: Eukaryota; Metazoa; Arthropoda; Insecta; Hymenoptera; Megachilidae. The transcript is spliced from 4 exons. The coding region runs from base 89 to 991 and encodes 300 amino acids.
AUAACAGAGGAGCUGGAGUUGCAUAGAAAACAUAACCUGAAAAACAGAAGUUUUAUUUAUUAUUGAAAAGUGAAAUAUAUUUUUCAAAAUGUCGCUGAAAAGGAAAUUGACACAAGAUGAUUUGCGUAAAGCUAUGAGUGAACAUAAAAAGAAGUUAGGAACUGUUAAGAAAAUUGAAUCACCAUUAGCGAAAUAUACAGAUGCAGGACAGCUUAUGUGUAUUUUGUGUAAAACUGCUGUACAUAGUGAAGCAGUUUGGUCAGUACAUUUAAAUUCAAAAACUCACAAGGAAAAUAUAAUAUUAGUAAAAAAGACUAAACUAGAAACAGAGUCUCCAACAGCUACAACACUUACAUUCAAAAGACCAACAUCUCCGCAAGAACCAACAGCGAAUAAAAAAAUAAAGAGUAUAUUAAAAAAUGCCACAGUACAGUCAACACAAGUACCAUCAAAUUUGCCAUCAGAUUUCUUUGAUAAACCUUCUAAGCAGCCUAAUGGUACGGUACUUUCAAAUACUUCUGUGAUAAAAAAGAAGUCAGAAGAUGAUAAAGAACAUGAGAAAGAAUUGAAAAAUGUUGAGGCAAAAGAGGAAAAUGAGAAAGAAAUAGAAAGGGAUAAAGAUGCAAAUCAAGCAGUUCUUCCUGAAGGAUUUUUUGAUGAUCCAGUUUUGGAUGCCAAAGUUCGUAAUGUCGAAUAUAAAAAUCCCAUAGAAGAGGAAUGGGAAAAGUUUCAGAAAGAAAUAAAAGAAGAAACAGCACAAUCUGCACAAAUCAUUGCAGAGGAUCAAGAGGAGGCAACAACAGAAAGACAAUUAGAUGAAAUAGAAGAACAAAUAAGACAUUGGUCUAGAGUAAUGGAUCUAGUAAAACGCAAAGAGCAAGUACAAGCCACUGAUAGAAAGCAAAACAAUACUGAUGAGGAUAUCUCUAGUGGAGACGAAGCUGAGUUUGACGAAUUUCUCGAUUGGAGAGCAAAAAAUUCGUACAAAUAAGAUUAACUUUCAUCGUGUACAGUAUUCAUGUUCUUGUAAAUAUUUGAAGGUAUCAUAUACUUUCAAAGUACUUUUGAAACUAUUUAACAAUGAUCAUUAUUAUAUUAAUUGAUCUUUCAUACAAAAUUCGAAAUAUAAUUUGUACCAAGAAAGAAAGGGAAAUUUCUCUGCGACCACCCUUUCUUAUAUC